Messenger RNA from Oreochromis niloticus (Nile tilapia), 3509 nucleotides. It is a transcript of the gene pip4k2ca, whose product is annotated as phosphatidylinositol-5-phosphate 4-kinase, type II, gamma a. The coding region runs from base 317 to 1567 and encodes 416 amino acids. Gene Ontology annotation, biological process: phosphatidylinositol phosphate biosynthetic process. NCBI's taxonomy places the organism in Eukaryota, Metazoa, Chordata, Actinopteri, Cichliformes, Cichlidae. The transcript has 10 exons. Gene Ontology annotation, molecular function: 1-phosphatidylinositol-4-phosphate 5-kinase activity; 1-phosphatidylinositol-5-phosphate 4-kinase activity. The record is from RefSeq and is a predicted model, not a curated record. Gene Ontology annotation, cellular component: plasma membrane.
GGUGGGCUCGAGGGGGCGGUGGUGGACUGUCUGUCAGUGAUUACAUGGAGCUGUGAAGUCACGCUUGGGUGAAGUUAGUAAUGAUUCAUCUCCUCGGUUUAAACGUUAAGCGGUGCUUUAGGGAAACAGCGUCAGUUUAACACCACCUGAGCGGGUCUGGUGACCUUUGGUUGUUGCGAUCCUGGACAGAACAGCGCGAGGAAGGUUAGCCGCUUUAGCUUGAGAGCUCCGGGUGACGGCAGCCUUCAGGAAGAGGCGUCACCGCCCGCAUCAGCGCCAGUCGGAGCAGGGCACGAGGGGGAGACGGUCUGCGGCCAUGGCUGCCCUCGGUAACACGGGGGCUACCUCCAGUCCUAUGGUGAUCCUGGCGCCCAAGACGAAGACGAAGAAGAAGCACUUCGUGCAGCAGAAGGUGAAGGUGUUCCGGGCUAGCGACCCCGUGCUGAGCGUCUUCAUGUGGGGCGUCAAUCACUCGAUUAAUGAUCUCAACCAGGUGCCUGUUCCCGUCAUGCUGCUGCCUGAUGACUUCAAAGCCAACACUAAGAUCAAAGUCAACAACCACCUCUUCAACAAGGAAAACCUCCCAGGACAUUUCAAGUUCAAAGAAUACUGCCCUCAGGUCUUUCGAAAUCUAAGGGAACGGUUUGGUAUUGAGGAUCUGGACUAUCAGGUGUCAUUGACUCGCAGCCCACCUUUCAGCGUUGAUGAUCAGGGAGAAGGCCUGCUCCUUAACUCUUACGACCGGACGCUGGUGGUUAAGCAGAUCUCCAGCGAGGAUGUGGCAGACAUGCACAACAUCCUGUCAGAGUAUCACCAGCACAUAGUGAAGUGUCACGGCAACACGCUGCUGCCACAGUUCCUGGGUAUGUACCGCGUCACCGUGGACAGCGAGGAGACCUACCUGAUGGUCAUGAGGAACAUGUUCAGCCACAGACUGGUGGUACACAGGAAGUACGACCUCAAGGGCUCUCUGGUGGAUCGGGAAGCAAGCGACAAAGAAAGGGUCAAAGAGCUCCCUACCUUCAAAGACAUGGACUUCAGGAACAACAUGCAGAAGGUUUAUGUGACUGAGGAGGAGAAGGAAAAGUUCAUGGAGAAGCUAAACAGAGAUGUUGAGUUUCUAGUGAGGCUGAAGAUCAUGGACUACAGCCUGCUGCUCGGCAUCCACGACAUCGGCCGAGCUGAACGGGAGGAGGAGGAGUGUGAGGAGGAGGUCAAAGAGGAAGAUCCAGAGGCAGAAAACGGCCUUGUACCGGGCCCUACGGUGGGCUCUUAUGGCAACUCUCCGGAGGGAAUCGCUGGUUACAUGUCCUCUGUCAAACCUCUGGGGCCCGGGGAGUUCGACCCUUAUGUGGACGUGUAUGCAGUUAGGAGCUGCCCAGGAGCCCCUCAGAGGGAGGUCUACUUCAUGGGCCUGAUUGAUGUGCUCACGCAGUAUGACACCAAGAAGAAAGCCGCUCAUGCAGCAAAAACUGUCAAACACGGGGCUGGUGCUGAAAUCUCCACAGUCCACCCCGAGCAAUACGCCAAAAGGUUUCGUGAUUUCAUCUCAAACAUAUUUGCGUAACACUGCCACAGGUCGAUCCAAUUGAGAGCUAAAAGUCUUCUACUAUAGACCAAAACUAGUAUGCACACACACACAGGUCAUUCUUUAGAGUUGAUGAUCUGAGGCAAGACUUAAGUUGUAGCAAUAUAAUAUACUACUUCUGAUGCAUAUAUUUAUUUUUAAGAUGUAUUUCUGUAGAUGUUAACACUUAAUGAAAUAACUCUGGAGCAAUAGGGUACCUGCUGUUGAUCAGUGUUGAAAGUGUUAAACUGCAUCUGUGUAAGUUCAGAUAUUAUGUCUCUCUUUCCUCUGCUUUACUUUGGUUUCCCAGCUGUGAACUUAACUUAGAUUGUUUAAACUUUUGCUUUUGCAGAGGAUUAGAUGAGAACACUAAUUUCAUGUGUGAAAUAAAUAUGAGAUGUUGGCUUAAAGCUUAGAAAAAAGGCAGGAAGUAGAGGGGAAUGUGUUUCAUAGCUCUUUCUAAAAGUAACAAAAAUCUGCUUAUAUGCACCUCUAAAGCACCACAGAGAUAACCUUGUGGUUAACAUCUCUGGGUUGGACGAUAACUGCUGAUUGACGAUACAUUUGCAGAUGAGAGGUUUCUGUGUGAACGAUCAGUAUCUGAGUGUACUGACUCAGAUUGAGGCAGACUUGAGGCACCGUGUCCAGUCUGCUUUACAGAUACCCCCCCAAAAAAUGUCAAUGAGGUUUAUUUCAAGCAAAAAUGCUAUUCAAAAUUGUCCCAAAUCUCGGUUUAUUGAACUGGGCUAAAAUAUGGUGACCGUGAAGGUCAUAGCAUAAGAUUUGCGUCAUUCUCAUGAGAGAAUUCAGCGAACCCUUCUGCUCUGUGGAAGGAGGCGCUGCUAUCAGGAGAGAAAUACUUAAUCACACGAAAAGACAGCAAUCAGUCAGAAGAAUUUAGUUUUGACUUGCAGUGAUGCUUUCAUGUCAGUGUCAACUCACAGACUGCAUGCACCCCAAAUUGAUCUUAAAUGAUUCAGUAAAAUAAUAACCUAGUUUAAAAAAAUCUACAAAAGAUGUAAAUGUCUUUUUUUAAAUAGAUUUUUAAAUAAAUGAUAAAACCACAACUUCAUUUUCUUAGACAGUUUUUGUCAUCGAUGAGGUUUAGAGGUGCCAGUAGGCAGAUGUUCCUACACCCUGUGCUCUUAAUUAAUGAAGAUUGGUAUUAAAGGCAGUAGUACACUAGAUUCUGCACUUGAAGAAUAUUAUUAUUUAUGUAUAGAUGGAUGCCAUUUGAUUUCCAGUGCCAAAUGUGUGGGAUCAAAGCUUUAUAAAAGCAGGAUUUGCACUUUGAAUUAGUGUUUUGCUGCAGAGCAGGUAAAUGAAACGCAGUUUGAGCGGAUCAAAUGCUGAUUUCCACCAAAGCCUCCAUUAGACUUAUCAUUAAAAUGUGUAGAGCAACGUUGUCACAGUUAAACGACCAGAAAGAAGAAAAUAGAAAGCAUAUGGCACACAUCUCUUAGCCUGUUAGGACAUAGGGUAGUCUGAAGGUGAUUUAUGAAGGUGCAAAUAUUUAAGGAUCAUUACUGCCUUUAAAAAAAAAAAAAAUCAUGUGUUUUUGAUGUUGUUGUUGUUGUUGUAAAAUAAAUAUGAAAAACAGCUUCUGAGAAUGAGCCCAUCCGUCAUGAUUCUGACUCCUGGUGUAGUAUUUUGUGUGUUAAAAUGACCGAUAUGAGUCACAGUAGCAUUAGGAUUAUGAAGUAUCAUGUGUGUAAUGUAAUGGUAUUUGAGAUUUAGUGAUAACCAGAGUACCAUGUGAAACAUUCUGGAUAAAAACACUACAUUUCAGUCGCUCAGCCUUACAGCAGUGGGAUACUAAACAGCAUUCCUGAACAGUGACAGGGCAGUGAUACUCUCUGUAUGAUGCCUCAUCUACUCCAUGAUUGCACAUGUAUUUUUACAAAUCAGCUUUUGGACCAAAAUAUAUUUUACCAAGAAUUUC